AUGUCAGCUCGAAGCUUCAGGAACGGUGGCGCCAUGCAGGCGGGCGCCGCGGCAGGCGCCGCAUUCGCCGUGUUGCAAGCUGCAUUGGCGACGCGUGUUCGUGGUAUCCCUGCUGCUGCUCUCGCUCGCGGUCUUCCUUCUCAUGCUCCCCGCCUUGUGGCUUGCUCACGCCUGGCCUUUACCGUCUCUGCCGUCUGUGGCGGGCACAUUCCGCAGAAUGCGGGGGAAAAAUCACCUGCGUCAAUGCGUGCCAGUGGGAGUGGCGAUGUCGACUCAGCUGUCAUCGCAGAUCCGCAGAUCGACGGCGGCGGGGGCGGCAUCUGCGUCGCGAUUCCUUCCUCCCCGCGCGCCUUCCCCCACCAGGAGCUCCCGCCGUGGCACUUCCCCGUGGCGCUGCUGAAAUUGCUGGACGAGCGCCACUCCCGGCGGGAUUCCGCGCAAGGAGGGGAGCAGCGCGGCGGCCUGGGGGAGAUGCACGCGGUGGUGUAUAGCGCCGGCUGCAAGGCGUCGGUUCCAGCUGCUUUUUCCUCCAACCGACGGCAGCGCAUGGGUAGGCUCAGGCUGAUCAGAGUGGCCAAGAGCGUGGAAGAUAUGGAGGCGGACUUUGUUGUAGAAGAGACAAAAAAGACGAAUGAGAUGGUUGGCGUUUAUAUGCGAGAGAUCGAGCGGGCGGCAGAGGGAUUGUCGAUUCGUGUGGAUGUACUGCGAGCGCAUGAAGAUGUGUGCCGGUUCAUAGGGCAGGAGGAAGGGGAUUUGAGGCGCGGUGGAGUUGAGGAUAAGAUGGUGGGGAAGGAUGGGUGGGAGAGUUGGAAAUGGCGCACGAAACUGGUCAUGGACUUUGUCUAUGUGGCGAGACAAUGCCUCGCCACUCGGCCCAAGUAUGUGCUGUUGCUCCAGGAUGAUACUCUGCCUGCGAAGCUGUAUGACGUUGGGAUUGAGAAGUUUGUGAGGGAGGAUUUGGCGCAUAAGAGCUGGGGAGUGGUGUCGCUAUACAACCCCCAGUCAUACAACUGGAAACACCAGCAUGGGGACGAAUAUCAGGUGCCAUGCUGCGCACAGGCACUCCUAUUCAAUGUGACCACACUGGAAGGGAUGCUGCAGUAUAUGGAGGAGCACUUCAUGGAGACAAACAUGGAUCUCCUUGUGAGCAAGUACCUUGAUGCAUCGGACAUCAAGGGGUAUGUUCACGUGCCUUCCUUGUUUCAACACCUAGGGUCUGUUAGGACCAAGGACAGUGGCACAAGACGGCCGGAUCUGAUACACGUAGAUAAUGAUUUUGAUGAGAAUAUUGUAGUAGGGUGA
This is a messenger RNA of Closterium sp. Naga37s-1, 1302 nucleotides long. The record is from the annotation of a GenBank genome assembly. NCBI's taxonomy places the organism in Eukaryota, Viridiplantae, Streptophyta, Zygnematophyceae, Desmidiales, Closteriaceae.